Messenger RNA from Lolium perenne, 330 nucleotides. NCBI's taxonomy places the organism in Eukaryota, Viridiplantae, Streptophyta, Magnoliopsida, Poales, Poaceae. The record is from RefSeq and is a predicted model, not a curated record.
AUGGUGAUGGAACUGGCGGAGCAAAAAGGGGAAGAGGAAGAUGGGCGCAGGUGGUGCCCAAGGAAGGAGAAAGGUAGAGCAAUGGCAGGAGCUGCGGUAGAAGCUUUGGUUGGAGCUGCAGUGGGAGCUGCUGUAGGAGUUAUGGUUGGAGAUCGUUUGAGAGCUGUGGCUCGAGCUGCAGCAGGAGCUGAGGUUGUAGCUAUGGUUGGAGCUGUGAUUGUAACUGUGGAUGGAGCUCUGGUUGGAGCUGUGGCUGCAACUAUGGCUGGAGCACUGGUUGGAGCUAUGGCUGCAGAUGUGGCAGGAGCUGUGCCAAGAGUUGCGGCAUGA